UCUUCUCUACGCUGCUGGUGUUUUUGGGUGAGGAGACCCGUGUAAAAGGAAAGAAGCGGCGCGAUCUUCGUCUCUUUCAUUUUUUACGGCGAGAUCCGCUGCAAUCUUUCAGGCCUUUUCCGGCGAGAUCUGUGAGCUUAGUGUCUUUUCCCAGCGAGAUCUGUAACGUUGUGGUCUUUUUCCGGCGAGGUUGUAACGUUGUGGUCUUUUUCCCGCGAGGUCUGCGGAGCUUCGCUUAGAUGAUGGAUUGGAGGGUGGUAAAGAGAGAGACAUAGAGUUUCGCCAAGAAAGAGAGACAAAGAUCUUUGCCUUAUCUGCAAAAGAAGAGGGAGGAAAGAUCAAUCCGACGAUGCAGUUCUUUCUGGGCAGAUUAAUUUAGUGGGUUUUCUUGUCAGUAGCACACAACAACCUUGAGGCUUCUGACUUGGUGCAGAUCUCAUCAGGGACUGGCUGUUUCUCAUUGAAGCGUGAAUUCAAUUUCGGGCAUAAAGAUUUUCCGGCUCGAUUCUGAAGCACCUUAGUAGCCUAAAUACAAUCAUCAAUUGCAGGUUCAGGUCCUUCCAGUCGGUGAAGGAGGUGGCUGAUUGCCCAGCUGAUUGAGGGCUGUCAAGUUGGGCUCACGGAUUUCUUGAUUAAGGAGCAGCUGAAUACGAUCAUCAUUUGAGGGCAGCAGUUGUUUGAAUUAAUCAAAGAGGGGGACUGUUCUCUUUGGCUGAGACAAUAACAUGGCACCGAGCACGAUCCGGAAGGCCCUGGGGGCUGUGAAGGACCAGACGAGCAUUGGCCUUGCAAAAGUGGCGAGCAGCAUGGCACCGGAGCUCGAUGUCGCCAUCCUCAAGGCCACCAGCCAUGACGAGGAUCCUGCCGAUGAGAAGUACAUCCGUGAGAUCCUCAACCUCACAUCCUACUCUCGGGGCUAUGUCAGUGCUUGCAUCGCAACUGUUUCUCGGCGCCUUGGUAAGACACGCAAUUGGGUUGUCGCCCUUAAAACCCUAAUGCUUGUUCAUAGGCUUCUCACAGAUGGUGACCCCUCUUUCCAAAAUGAGAUCUACUAUGCCACUCGUCGAGGUACCCGCCUCCUGAAUAUGUCAGAUUUUCGAGAUGAGUCUCAGUCCCAUGCCUGGGACUACUCAGCAUUUGUUCGGACCUAUGCUCUUUACCUUGAUGAACGACUGGAAUUGAAAGUUUAUGAAUCAAAGCAGGGCAGUAGAGACCGGAGGCCUCCUGACUAUGAUCGCGACUCUAAUGAUUACAAUUACAAUGCUAGGUCUCCUGGCCACUAUGAUCGUGACCGUGGAUAUUAUGAUCGUGAUCGGGAUGAGCGCAGACCACCAGCUGCCCCGAGCACCCCGCUUCGUGAGAUGAAGAUAGAGAGAGUUUUGGGGAAAAUGCAGCAUCUGCAGCAGCUGCUGGAUCGAUUUUUAGCAUGUCGGCCCACAGGAACUGCGAAACAGAGCAGAAUGGUACUCAUUGCACUCUACCCAAUUGUUCGUGAGAGCUUCCAGCUCUAUGCAGACAUAUGCGAGGUCCUUGCUGUCCUCCUUGAUAGGUUCUUCGACAUGGAAUAUGCACACUGUGUCAAAGCAUUCGACGUGUAUACGAGUGCAGCAAAGCAGAUUGAUGAGCUGGCUGCACUUUAUGGCUGGUGCAAGAACACAGGUGUGGCACGUUCGUCAGAGUACCCCGAGGUGCAGAGGAUCUCCGACAAGCUUCUUGACACGUUAGACGAAUUUGUGCGCGAUAGGGCCAACCAGGACCGCAAGCCCAAGAGCCCGGAGCCAGAAGCCCCUGCUCCUCCACCACCAGAGGAGCCAAAACUAGAGGAGGAAGAGCCUGAUAUGAGAAGCAUCAAGGCAUUACCAGCGCCUCCAGAAUGGGACGAGCAGCAGCAGCAACUGCCAUCAGAGAAGCCAAAGCAGGAGACAGGCGACCUGGUAAACUUAAGCGAAGAUGCAGUCACUCUCGAAGAUCAAGCCAACAAGUUUGCCCUCGCCCUAUUCUCAGCCGACGGGGCAAAAGCAGCAUCAGGUUCGUCAUGGGAGGCAUUCCCCUCUUCCGGCAAGGAGGAGGUGACAUCAGCAUGGCAAUUAGCAGAGACCGGAAAGGCAGAGUGGGAGCUUGCAUUAGUAGAAUCAGCUAGCAAUCUCUCAAAGCAAAAGGCAACAUUAGCAGGUGGGUUUGACCCAUUGCUAUUGGAUGGAAUGUACGAGCAGGGGGAGAGCAAGCAGCAGCAGGGCGUGUUGCUCAACAGCGGGGGCAGUGCAAGCAGCGUGGUGCUUCCAGCACACAGGGGUGGAACAUUUCUUGCACUGCCCGCGCCACCCGGGGCUCCGGUUGUGGCGCAGAGUGGGGAAGAUCCAUUUGCAGCAUCUCUGGCAGUGCCACCGCCACCAUACGUGCAAAUGUCAGACUUGGAAAAGAAACAGCAGUUCCUGACCCAAGAGCAACAGCUGUGGCAGCAAUAUGCUAAGGAUGGAAUGCAGGGGCAGCUCGGGCUUGCGAAACUCCAUACGAAUGGGACCAUGCCUUAUGGGAUGCCGGCAUAUGGAAUGGGCAUUGGAGGAGCAGCAUAUGGAAUGGGCAUGGGAGGAGCAGGGUACUACACUCACCACUGAUUUCAUCUCAUCAGGCAAUUUGGCAAGCAAACAGCGGUUAUUGCUCAUUUCCUUUGCUUCAUCGUUCGCAUUGAGGGAUUCAUCAGUUGAUUUAGAGAGAGGAGAAAUGGGGAAAGUGAUGAGCUUUCUAUAUAUAUAUAUAUUUAUUUAUAUAUAUAUAUUGAGAGAGAGAUUUGGGUAUGGUGGGGCUAAUCGGGGGUAUUUGUUCUCUUUUAUUUGGGUGGUUUCUCUCACAACUACAGUUGCUUUGAAGCAAGAAAUGAGCAAGGCCCUUGAGAGUCUGUUAGUCUGUAAUUUGGAGGUGACUUUUCUUGUUUUCCCUCCCAUUUCUGUUUGUUUCUUAAACUUUUAUGCUCAUCCCCUUCGUUUGUUGGUGUUAAUAGUAGGAAAUGUUGGUGCUGGCUUUGCCUUUUGAUCUGCUUCUGUUUCUGUCUCUAUUUUGGCUGGGUUUCGCCAUUUUCUAUUUCCUGUUCUUAUGAUGUGUUAGCUUGGAUUGUUGGGAUGUCAUUAUUUUAGGUCAACGAUGGAGAGAGGUGGGGCUGAGUUUGUUGGCUUUGCACAAGUAUGCGAGCUGGGUUGGUGUAUUGUAUUAUUUUUGUCCAUUUAUCAUCUCUUUGCUUGCUCUCCUUUUAACGUCCUAUCAAGGGCGAAAUAUAGACCACAAAAGGAAAGAUUAUUUCCUGCC
Amborella trichopoda is the source of this 3300-nucleotide messenger RNA. Its product is annotated as putative clathrin assembly protein At2g25430. Gene Ontology annotation, molecular function: phosphatidylinositol-4,5-bisphosphate binding; 1-phosphatidylinositol binding; clathrin heavy chain binding. Gene Ontology annotation, cellular component: clathrin-coated vesicle; clathrin-coated pit. NCBI's taxonomy places the organism in Eukaryota, Viridiplantae, Streptophyta, Magnoliopsida, Amborellales, Amborellaceae. Gene Ontology annotation, biological process: clathrin coat assembly; vesicle budding from membrane; clathrin-dependent endocytosis. The record is from RefSeq and is a predicted model, not a curated record.